Molecule: messenger RNA, 1582 nt
Organism: Acaulospora colombiana
Lineage: Eukaryota; Fungi; Glomeromycota; Glomeromycetes; Diversisporales; Acaulosporaceae
Source: the annotation of a GenBank genome assembly
AUGAAUAAAGAGGAAAGCUUCGAUAGUGACUAUGAGCUUGCCAUGCGGCUACAACAAAAGUAUGAUGAAGAAGGAAUGUUCUUGAAUGCAUUUCAAAACCAGAAAAACAAUAGCAAUUCUACUCGUAAUAAUAGCAAAGAAUUUGAUUAUCUUGCGAGCAAUAAUAGUAACGAUUUUGACUACUUUACGCGUAAUAAUAAUAACCAACCCAGUUCGAUGCACAUCAAUAAUGAUCGUCCUAAGAAUAAUGAUUACAAUUUUUCUCAAAGAAGGACUACGAGAAAUAUUAACCUAUCUGGUCAAGAGACGCGAGUCUUCAAAAUACUUUUACUAGGUGGAACUGGAACUGGGAAGUCUACUAUUAUUAAUACGAUAGCAAAUUACUUUUUAGACGGUAACCUUGAUAAACCAAAGGUAGUCAUUCCCACCAAGUAUUACGAAGUUACCGAGAGAGGGUUUGCUAACGCACAUUCGGAAGCAAAAGUUGAUGAUGUGACUAAGAGUCAAACCACAAAAUGCUAUAGCUAUAAUUUCAACCAUCCUGACAAUCCCGCUUAUAAAUUUAUUUUAAUUGACACUCCCGGGCUAAGUGAUACGAAUGGUGUAAAGCAAGACGAUAAGAAUAUCCAAGAAAUUAUAGAUACAGCAAUCUCCGCAGGUUCUUUAUCUGCUAUCGUAAUAAUCGCAAAUGGAACUGAAGCUAGAGUAACCCCGUCGAUAAAGAAUACUUUGGUUCGGUUAGCAAAUAACAUUCCCGAUGACCUGAUUGACCGCAAUCUAUUGCUUGUUUUAACGAAAUGCGCAAAAAGCAGUGCUUGCUUUUCAGAGGAUGCUUUUGCAAGAGAAAUCGCAAAACCAAAGAAAAUAUUCCAUAUGGACAACCAAGCCUUCUGCACUAACCCUCAAAUCUGGAAGAAUGACGAAGAUGAGCGUCACACUGUUCAGUUUCAUUGGGAUAAGUCUAUUAGAACAAUCGAUAGUUUGCUUAUGGAAAUUACCGAGAUGUCUUCUACCUCAACUCAAGCUUUUGAAAGGAUGAAAACAUAUAGAGAUAAAAUUAAAUCCGAAAUUGUUAAAGUGACGCAAGAUAUUGCAAAUAUUCAACAAAUCCAGGAUUCUCUAGAUGCUGCUCAGAAGGCCCUGCAAAAAACCGGAGACAAAAAAAAUUCUUUCUCUAACUAUACGAAAACAGAAACCAAAACACUAAAAAAAAUUGUUAGUGCUAGCUAUCAUAGUACUGUCUGUACCCUUCACCUAAAGAAUAAUAUUAUUUGCCAUGAUGGCUGUGGACUUGAAUUUAAAAAUAAUUCCGGAACUGAUCACUUUAGGCAUUGUUCUUGUAUGAAUUCGAACGACAUAUGUUCGGAAUGUGGAUGUGGGCCCCUAAGCCAUUAUCACGACAAUGUCAAAUUAACUGAAGAAACCAAAACUAUCUGUAAUAUUCUUGAAGACAUUAAAGCUCAAUACGACAACGCAGACCAACAAUAUAAAAAAUAUAGCAACGAUACGAAUAACUAUCAAUCAUCUCUUGCAACCCUUCAAGCCGCUGCUAAUGCUAAAUAUGAGCACAUUCAUAAACUUU